AUGGAGGUGCAGCUUUUCACCAUGACCUGCAGCGUCUUGCUGCUAUUGGCUUCACCAUUCAACAUGGCACAGCGAACAAAUCGAAAAGUCUGCCUGCUGAUACCAAUCAAAGGGCCCUGUAAGGCCUCAAUCCGUUAGUAUUUUUACAACAUAAUUUUUAAGACUUGUGACCAUUUCAAAUACAGUGGCUGUGAUGGUAAUGGAAAUAACUUUCGCACUGUGAGUGAAUGCGCGCUGUAUUGUCAAGGAGCCAACAAAGUUCCUAAAGCGUGCAGGUUGGAGGCAGAUUCAGGACCAUGCCGUGCUUACCUUGAGAGAUAUUUCUACAACUUUACAACAGGACAAUGUGAGGAAUUUGUGUUUGGUGGUUGCUUUGGAAAUGAGAAUAAUUUCAAAGACAUUUCAUCUUGCCAGAAUGAGUGCAAGCCAAUAUCGGUUUUACCCUCCUUCUGUACCAAGCCCAAAGAUAAGGGAACUUGUGCAGCUGAUAUCCUACGGUUUUACUUCAACGAUGAGAAAGGGAUCUGUGAGACAUUCAAUUACUCUGGCUGUGGCGGAAAUGACAAUAACUUCAUUUCUCUGAAUGAUUGCCAAAAGAUUUGUCAACCACGUGACCGAAAACCAGUGAAAAGCAAGGUUCCUGUGACACCACGUUAUAAGAUAAUUAAAUUAAAAGGAAGAAAGCAGUUUUUAAGAAAUCAAAAGAGGGAAACUUAAAUGUUGAUCGCUCUUAGCAAGAAGGUCCAAGUCAAGUGUCCUUAUUUUCCACCUUGGUUUAAAAUCUAGACUGAGAUCAACAUUUUCUCCAUAUCUUUGAACAUCAGACGAGGAGAUGCAAGCAAAAUCUAAUCUCCCAAAAUAUUCUGAGUGUAAAGGGUUUUUUUUUUCAGAUUAUGCUUUUGUUGCAUUUAUUAUGGUGUUACUCAUUUUGCUAAGAUAAUGUUUUAAUAACAACAGGAAACUAAAGAAAGGAAGGAUUUAAUGGAUCAUUAAAUGGAUCAUUUCUCAUUCUACUUAUUUUUACAAUAUUCUGGUGGAAUCUGUUUAGUGUUAGAUACCAUACAUUUAAAUGCUGGCAAUGGGACUAGAUUUAUUUAGAAUAUCUGGUCACAUGGAAACAGACCCUUUGGUUCAACUGAUCCAUGCCAACCAGAUACUCUAAAUAAAUC
Messenger RNA from Rhincodon typus (whale shark), 1169 nucleotides. RefSeq names its product tissue factor pathway inhibitor 2 (gene tfpi2). The record is from RefSeq and is a predicted model, not a curated record. Gene Ontology annotation, cellular component: extracellular region. The transcript is spliced from 6 exons. Gene Ontology annotation, biological process: negative regulation of peptidase activity. Lineage: Eukaryota; Metazoa; Chordata; Chondrichthyes; Orectolobiformes; Rhincodontidae. Gene Ontology annotation, molecular function: serine-type endopeptidase inhibitor activity.